Actinia tenebrosa (Australian red waratah sea anemone) is the source of this 1935-nucleotide messenger RNA. Its product is annotated as cholinesterase. The record is from RefSeq and is a predicted model, not a curated record. Lineage: Eukaryota; Metazoa; Cnidaria; Anthozoa; Actiniaria; Actiniidae.
UUGCAUAUGGUUAAUCAUCAGUUAUUUUACGUCUGUUUUGUAUUGACGCUCAGCAACGGCUUCACUCGAUUAGCUUGUGUAAUCAGUGUUGUUCAUAAUUGACAUAUUUAAAGGCAUUGCAAAAUGUUUCUAUCACUGAUUGUGUCUUCUUCUGUGAUCUUGCUGGUGAAUGCUUUUCAGCAUACACCAGAAGUGAAUAUCGAAAGUGGAAGGAUUCGUGGGCUUGUUGCUAACCUCACCACGGGUCAUGUAGUCAGAAAGUACCUUGGUAUUCCUUUCGCUAAAGCAGAUCGUUUUAAGCCUCCACAAAACGCUACAAAAUGGUCAGACGUGAAGGACAUGACAAGCAUUGGGACAGAAUGUCCACAGAUUCCAAAUCGCUCUAUUGGCAAGAACAUUAGCGAGGACUGUCUCAACCUGAAUGUGUUUGUACCUGAGGUGUCUAGUGGUUCACCUUUACCUGUGAUGGUCUGGAUUCAUGGAGGUGCUUACGUAUUCGGCUCCAACAGAUUAUACGAUGGCAGCUACAUUUCUAGUCUUGGUGAUGUGAUUGUCGUAGUGAUAAAUUACCGCCUCACAGUCUUUGGAUUCCUGACAACAGGCGAGAAUGGUGAUCUUAGAGGCAACUAUGGUAUGUUAGAUCAGGUUCAAGCUCUGAAAUGGGUGAAGCGAAAUAUUGCAGGAUUUGGCGGGGAUCCCAACAAGGUGACCAUAUUUGGAGAGUCAGCAGGGGGUUCAAGCGUGUCUCUUCUCAUGUURUCUCCGCUGACCAAAGGCCUUUUCAAGAAUGUCAUCAUGCAGUCUGGAGCAGCAACAGCUAAAUGGGCUGCAGCAUACUACCAUGAAGCAAAGAAGGGAGCUGAGACAUUUAGCAAGCAUGUAGGUUGUGCUGAUAUGAAUGAGAUCGUAGCGUGUUUGAAGACCAAAUCUCUCAGCCAGAUCAUAAAAGCUUCAUCCAUGGUGAAUGAUGGUUCGUUUUCUCCUGUAAUCGAUGGGAACUUUCUACCAGAUGCUCCAAGUGUGUUACUUGAAAAAGGACUUUUUGAAAAAGUCAAUGUUAUUGUUGGAGUAAAUGAUGAUGAAGGAAGUGUGGCAACAAAUGUAUUGUCAGCCUCAUCGACUGGUAUGAACGUGACAGACGGCAUCCAAAGGGAUGUCUUUACAGCAGGAAUUAAAAGCAAUAAACUUGAGCUCGUUCGUAACCAAACAGAGCCGCUACCUUCCGCGAUGAUUUACCGUUACACAGACUGGACCAACGUGAGUGACCGUUACAGAAACCGUCGUAUGUUCAUGGACAUGAUUGCUGACUCUAUGUUCAUUGCACCAGCAAUCCAGUCAGCAAAAGCCUUUGUCAACCACAGCCGUCCAACGUACUUCUAUCAGCUGCAACACAGAGCAGAUUAUAAUAUGGACGGUAAGCGUGUGCCAUCUUGGUUAAGAGCUUACCAUGCUGCUGAUGUACCCUACGUAUUCGGCUUUUAUCUUAGCUUGAACGCUAAUCUCCUAGCAUCAAAAGAUGCUAAUUUUAGUCGUGACAUCAUAACCAUGUGGACCAACUUCGCUAAAUCUGGGGACCCGAAUAAACCAAAUAGUACCCAAAUACCUUGGCCUCAGUACGAUUUGAUCAACCAACAGUACAUUGUUCUUAAACCGACCAUGGCGAUAGAGGCUAAACUUCGUUCUSGGUACGUGGCUUUUUGGAAUGAUUUUGUUCCAGACUUUUUACGUUCAAUGCCCAAAGCAAARGCGUGCGAUGUUCCACUGAGUGACGCAAAUAAGAAAAUAGCAGAUAUUCUUGUGGUCAACGCUGUUCUCUUUGCAACACUUUUCGUAAUCGAAAGUAUCAACUAGCACAUGGUCAUUAACAGGAGUACUUCAUUAAUUUGUAAUUCAUGAGCGAAAACGUUUAUUAAAGACGAAAAGAGACUUUUUUAA